AUGUCUGACAAAUCUAGCUCUUUUCCGCUGCCAAACACAAUGAUGCGCGGCACCGCGAGUUGCAAUAAUCGUUAUUGUGAAGAAUGCAUACAAAAUUAUAUAGGCAAAAAAAUUAAUAGGGAUAUCUAUGAGAUGAUUUCCAUAAAGUGCCCUGCUUCUGAUUGCAAUGGAAUUUUAGAUAUCGAUUCAAUAAUGCUGAUUGAUUUCCUUAUGCGAGUAAGAGAUGCCAUUCCACUAACGGAAGUUCUGACUUCGCCAAUAGUUAUUGAUUUCCCUUUUAUGGAUUUUAUGGGUACACUGGUUGAUGAUCUAAGGGAAUAUCUGAUUAGGGAAUGUCUUGAGUGUUGGAGACUUUUCCGUGUCAAUUGUAAAUGCUUGCGUUUGGGAAUGACGUGUGAGAAUUAUCAGUUUAGUAGGCAAUUAAAUUUGCUCUACUGGCAGCAUCAUUAUGGAGGAUAUCAUGAUGAGCUAGAGGAGGAUGAGGAGGAAGAAGAAGAAGAUGUAGAUGACGAUGAUGAUGAAGAAGGAGAAGAAGAAGAAAGAGGAGGAUAA
Messenger RNA from Solanum verrucosum, 552 nucleotides. RefSeq lists its product as uncharacterized. The transcript is spliced from 2 exons. Gene Ontology annotation, molecular function: ubiquitin protein ligase activity; ubiquitin conjugating enzyme binding. Gene Ontology annotation, cellular component: cytoplasm; ubiquitin ligase complex. Bases 1 to 552 code for a protein of 183 amino acids. NCBI's taxonomy places the organism in Eukaryota, Viridiplantae, Streptophyta, Magnoliopsida, Solanales, Solanaceae. Gene Ontology annotation, biological process: protein polyubiquitination; positive regulation of proteasomal ubiquitin-dependent protein catabolic process; ubiquitin-dependent protein catabolic process. The record is from RefSeq and is a predicted model, not a curated record.